Molecule: messenger RNA, 1119 nt
Organism: Cynocephalus volans (Philippine flying lemur)
Lineage: Eukaryota; Metazoa; Chordata; Mammalia; Dermoptera; Cynocephalidae
Exons: 8
Coding region: 1-1119 (372 amino acids)
Source: RefSeq, a predicted model, not a curated record
AUGGAUGGUGUGCCCCUCAUCUGUGACUACGGCUCAGGCUUCAGCAAGGUGGGGUUUGCAGGAAUGGAAGCCCCCCGAGGCGUGUUCCCAACUGUUCUCGGGAAGCUUCGGCAUGAUAAUGUGCUGGUGGGAAUGGAGGAGGAGGACUGGUUCAUUGGAGACGAGGCUCAGAGCAGACGGGGGAAGCUCAUCCUGCAACACCCUGUCUCUCGGGCAGCCAUCAGCAGCUGGGACAGCAUGGAGAAGAUCUGGCAUCACUCCUUCUACCAGGUGCUCCGUGUCGCCCCAGAACAGCACCCCAUGAUGGUGACAGAGCCACCUUUGAACGCAACAUCCAGCAAAGAGAAAGCAACACAGAUCCUGUUUGAGACCUUCAAUGUACCUGCCCUGUAUUUAGCCAACCAAGGAGUCCUUUCUCUCUAUGCCUCCGGCCAGACCUCUGGAAUGACUAUUGAAUCUGGAGAUGGAAUGACAUACUUUGUGCCAAUCAUUGACGGCUGUCCUUUGCAUCAAUCGACAUUCCAGUUGGACAUAGCAGGCCAAGACCUAACCUUGUACCUCCUGCAACUGUUGACAGACAGUGGGCACUUUUUGGUGAGCACAGCUGACCAAGAGUACAUCAGGGACAUGAAAGAGAAAUGUUGCUAUGUGGCUUUGGACUUUGAUAAGGAAAAGAUGAAAACCAACUCGCCUUCCUCCCAACAGAAAUAUCAGCUGCCUGAUGGCCAGGAGAUCAAACUUGGGCAGGAAAGUUUCUUCUGUCCUGAGGCACUCUUCCAGACAAACCUCAUAGGGAGAAGCACCCUCGGCGUCCACAUGACCGCCUUCCAGAGCAUUAGCUCCUGCAAUCCUGCCCUCUGGAAUGUCCUCUUUGGCCACAUCCUAUUGUCUGGUGGGACCGGCUCCUGCUCCGGCUUGCGGUUCCGGAUGCAGAGGGAAAUAUCUGGCCUGGUGUCCCCUACAAUUAACGUGAAGGUAUCCACCUGCCCAUAUUCCACGUAUGGUGCUUGGGUAGGUGGCUCCAUUUUGUGCUCUCUCUCCACGUUCAAGGACAUGUGGGUCACCAGCAGUGAGUAUAAGGAUAUUGGCUCCUCCAUCAUCAGGAGAAGAAGCUUCUGA